UGAUCAGCGAAAACAGAAAACCGUCUCGGAAGGUUGUUAACCAUCCUUUGAAUUAGAAUGUUUGGUACCAUUUUCAGUGUUUUCCACUUUUUACAGCUCCCAUUCACAUACCCAUCAAACCAUUUCGUCACACAUCUUGCAAGUACGAGUUGAGGGAUGUUGGGUCACACCGAUCGACUAUCAGAAGAAUUGAUAUCAUCAAAUGAUCAAAUACUGGCAGACCCUGUGUCUGAAUUUGGCAACGAUGAAGAGGAAACUUGUUCAGAACAGAUAGUUUACUCAGCUUCCUUUGAAGAGCUUGCAAGCAGUAGUAUUAAAUAUGAUACAGUCAUAUGGCUUUCUAUAUCAUUACUUCUGGUUUUAGCUUGGGGAUUUGGUCUUUUAAUGUUGCUCUACCUCCCCUUUAGGAGAUAUGUGCUUCGAAAGGAUUUGUCGUCUCGUAGAUUAUAUAUUACACAUACUGAAGUAGUUUACGAGGUGUCAAGGCCUUCAUAUAUACCUUUUUGGGGCACCAUAACAAUUGAGAGGCGUUCACCUCUUUCUUUGGUGAUUGAUAUUAUUAUUGAACAAGGUUGUUUACAGUCUAUAUAUGGUGUCCAUACUUUUCGGGUUGAAAGUAUUGCUCAUGGAAAGGCUGCUGCAAUAGAUCAACUACAAGCUCAAGGAAUUUCUGACCCUGAUCUUUUGAGAAAGGUGAUCAUAACAGAAGCUUCAAAGAUCUCAAGAGAUUUAGGGAAAAGUUAGAAUCCUAUGGCUCCAAGCAUAGACUUGGAAAACAUGGCUCGUAUGCCAGCAAUAACUGAGGGACCAGUUGUCUUGAGAUCACCCUCAAGAAGUCACAAGGUAAUAAUAGUCCUCCUC
Molecule: messenger RNA, 861 nt
Organism: Medicago truncatula (barrel medic)
Lineage: Eukaryota; Viridiplantae; Streptophyta; Magnoliopsida; Fabales; Fabaceae
Exons: 5
Coding region: 157-744 (195 amino acids)
Source: RefSeq, a predicted model, not a curated record